CAGAACAUUGUGCGGCGGCAACCGAACCACAAAAACGAUGGACGCCCAACGCGCGCUUCUCGAUGAACUGAUGGGCCGGAACCGGGAUGGGGACAAGCCAGAAGAAGACAUUAGCGACUUUCGCGAUUCCCGUGUGUGCAAGCGAUUUCUAUGUGGAUUGUGCCCGCACGACUUGUUUCAGAAUACGAAAAUGGAUAUGGGCGAUUGCGAAAAGCUCCACUUGCCGAAACUCAAGAUCGCGUACGAGGCCGAGAAGGCAAAACCAAAUCCCCGCGACUAUGGCUACGAAAAUGAUUUGUUGCGCGAAUUGGAGCGGUAUGUGUCCGACGUGGAGAAGAAGAUAUCCCGUGCACAGAAGCGUUUGGAAGAACAAGAGGGCGCACGUCCACCGACGUUGGCCGACAUUGAGAACAACAAAGAGGUGUUGGAAAUCACUGCUGAAAUUGCUGACCUCAUGCAAAAAGCAGAGGAUGCUGGCAACGAAGGCGAAGUGGACUUAUCCAUGGAGUUGAUGGCGCAAGUUGAAGCGCUCAAAGCGAAAAAGAUUGCCGUACAAGCCAACACCGACGCAAGCGGUCCCUCGAACCCCGUGGUGAACGAGAAACCCGCUGGCCAUGACGAACGUCAACAACAAACUCCGUGUGUGUGACAUGUGCGGCGCUUUCCUCAGUAUUUUCGACAGCGACCGCCGUUUGGCCGAUCAUUUUGGUGGGAAAAUGCACCUCGGGUACAUGCAAAUUCGGAAAAAGAUUGCCGAAAUGAAACUUGCGCGUGAAGCUGCCAAUGCCAAUGCUGGGGGGGCACCCGCAUCGUCAGCACCGGGCGAAGGCUCCGGCAUACCUUCGACACAUCCCAGUGACGGGCCGUCGUUUGCCCGCCGUGAAUCUGACAGCUACUCGCACCGAACUCGAUCCCGCUCAACCUCGAGAGAUCGGGGUCGCCGUCGCGAGGACCGACGCCGAAGUCGAAGCCGCGACCGUCUACGCCAACGCCGUAGCCGUAGUCGCAGCCGCGAUCGAGACCGGCGCCGCCGUUAAGUUGCUAACACAAGCGGCGGACGGAUCGUUCGCUUUCCACGCUGCUCGUGAGUCCACCAUGACGGCCGACGACUGCGUCCAGGUCUGCGUCCGUAUUCGCCCGACAAGCAAGAAGGAACAGGCCGCGAUUGCAUCAAACAACUGCAUUCGAGUCAUGCCGAGCCCAAAACCCCCGACACAGCUUGUCGUGGGCAAAGACCGGCCGUUCACGUUUGAUAGCAUUCACACGGUCGAUACGACGCAGGAGGCUCUGUAUGCCACAUCCGUCACUUCACUCGUGAACGGGUUCAUCGAGGGCUACAAUGCGACAGUGCUUGCUUACGGCCAAACCGGCACGGGCAAGACGUUCACGAUGACGGGGGGUGCCGCCUACAGCGCCAAACUCCAAGACAGCCACGGUGUGAUUCCUCGCGCCGUGUGCCACGUGUUCCAGCUCAUGCACGCCCGCCAGCAAGUUUCCGAGUGCCUCUUGCGCAUCGAGUACGUCGAAAUUUACAACGAAGAAUUGCGCGACCUCCUCCAUCCUGAAACAUCGUCCAAGAAUCUGUCGAUUCGCGAAGACGCGGACGGACACAUUGUGGUGACGGGCGCCAAGUCGCAAGCUGUUCAAACCCCCGACGACGUCAUGCGGCUACUGUCCAUGGGAUCGGCCGCGAGGGUGACAGGCAGCACGCAAAUGAACGAGCAGUCGUCGCGAUCGCAUGCGAUCUUUACGCUCGUAUUGCAGCAAAAACGGCGGGACUCGGGGCAACUCACGCACGCAAAGUUUCACUUGGUCGACUUGGCAGGUUCGGAACGGGCCAAGCGGACGGGGGCGGUCGGGGGACGCUUCAAAGAAUCGGUCAAUAUCAACCAAGGGCUGCUGGCGCUCGGGAAUGUCAUUUCUGCUUUGGGCGACGACGCGAAGAAGAAGGCUCAUGUUCCGUAUCGCGAUUCCAAGCUCACGCGGCUGCUGCAAGACAGUCUCGGCGGCAACUCAAAGACGCUCAUGAUUGCGUGUGUGAGCCCGGUCGCGGCCAACUUUGACGAGACCCUCAACACGCUCAAGUAUGCGAACCGCGCCAAAAACAUCAAGAAUCGCCCGGUGGUGAACCAUGUCAAGGAGGCGGACACCGACGACACGAUUCUCCGCAUGAAGGAAGAGAUUCAGAUGCUCCAGCGGCAGCUUGUGACCACUCCACCCGUGGCAGUUGCAGCACCAGAGGAGCACGACCAACAGCUCCUUCACGAAUGGACGGCCAAGGUCCAGGCGCUGCAGAGAGCCGUCCAAACAGCCAAGUCGACGGCAAAGGAAGGCGCGACUGCCCUGGUCGCCCUGGAGCGGGAUAUCAAGGCGCUCGGACGCCCCGUGCAACAGCGCCUGAAUGACGUCGUCAAGUUGCUCAACAGCAUCGUUCUCCUCCAGCACGACUCGCCUGCAACACCCAUCAACGGUGCUGACGACUUGCCCCACAACAACGCACACGAAUACCGUGCCGAAAUCAACGCGCUUCACGACAAACUGAAACAAGACGUCGAGAUCUUUGAGCUCAAGAGCAAAGAAAUGGAACAGUUGCAGCGCCAAAUGGCACAAGCCCACAAGGAAUUGGAGGCGCUGCGCGCGAUGAACCAACAACUUCAGAUGGCCACUACCGUGGCCUGUGCAACACCUCGUCGGCGGGACGUGGAAGGCGCGACCAACCAGUCCGGCGACUCGAUGGAUCGAAAGGCUGUUAGUUUGUUUGCCAAACGCCACAGCGUCGACGACGAUGACAGUGUGUUGAUGGCGGACCCCGAAAUGACUACCGAGACGACCGUGACAAUUCUCCAUUUACAACAAGAAAUCGUGCAGCUCAAGACGGAAUUAGCAAAGUCCAAGGCGACUGACGGCGUCCUCUUUACGACCACUCCGCCACUGACGAAGCCCAAGGAAUCGCACAUUCCUCCAGCUCGGGCGCAAACAGCAAAGCUGCCUCGGAGCUCGCCACCGCCCGCGGUGUCGGCACUCCCGGUACCACCGAAAACGGCGGAUCCGACCGCUGUUCCGUUGGACACGACGUCGAUUCAUGCAAUGUUCCAAACUCAAUUGUUGGCUGCCGUCGAGAGUCAUGUCAAGCAAGCGCAGGUCGCGACGAUGCUGCGUGCAAAAGAGGUCACUGCCAAGGAGAAGGAAGACAUUGCGCGGCGCAAGCAUGGGCUUGAAAUGGAGAAAAUGCGGCAAAGCUUGUCCGUGCAAUCGAGCAUCACGGAUUUGGCCCAGUCGAUCCACGCCAUGAACUCCAAGCUCCACGCGACAGGAUCGCCGGAUCCCGAGGAGCUCUCCCGUCUGAAGCGGCGAAAGGACCGCGCCGAGAAGAAACUCGCGCUGUUUGUCCAAAAGAUGGAAUCUCAAUCGUAUGUGGACCCCGCCGUCCAAGACGAGCUGUCGGCGCUCGAGGAGCAAAUCGAAGACCUGAAUUCGCAAAUCCUGUUUCAAGACUCCCAGCUCGAGUCGGCCCAAGCGCAGGUGCCGGAAUCGACCGCAAUCGAUCAGGUGCUCAAGCACGUCGCAACCUCUGGGGCGGCCAUCGAUCCCAAGCUCAAGACGUGGAUUCAAAUGUGUUGGACCGAGCUGGUCGAUGUGUCGGUGCAGAUAAAGGCCGUCCAGGCGACGUUGCAGCUCCAGGACGAAAUGGUCGUGCAGCUCACGCAAAAUCGCGAGCAGCUCGAGAACGGCCUGAAUGCCGCGAGAGCCGAGUACGACCGUCGUCUCCUGCAGAAUGAGCUCCUGCAAGCCAGUGACAAGAAGCACAUGGACGAGCUGAUGGUCCUGCUCGCCGACAAGCAAAACCAAAUCGAUGCCCUUCGAGCGACGGAAAAGGUCAGCUCUAGCGACGCCAAGACCCUCGCCGACCUCAACCACCUCGUCACGGCAAAGCAAAACGAGCUCGAUCAACUCAAGAAGCGCCUCGGCGACGCGGAAAAAGACAAAAAGCGCCUGACAGAGUACGACCGGUACGUGUCAGAGCGCCAGGCGGAAUGGGAGGCCAAGCUUGCUGAGGUGCAGCGAACGUUGGAGGUUGAGCGCGUCGCGGCCCAAGCAAGUAUCGACGACUUGCGCCAACAGCUUGCACAGGUACAGAGAGUCCAAGCCGCUCCCGUGGCGUCGCCAUCGGAGAGUGAGCUAGCGCCCUUGAAAGAGAAGCUUCAAGCGCAACAAGAGUACGUUGUGAACUUGGAGAAGCACGUGCUCUUGUUCAAGAACAAAGCCAAACAAGCACAGCAACAGCUGCAACAACUCAUUCGGGACUCGGCUGGAAAUCAAAACAACGACGAAGACAACCCACGGAUCAAGCAGUUGGAAGACAUGAACGAGGCGUUGAUGAAAGAAAACGCUGCCAUGAAAGUUCACUUGCGAGCGAUGAAAGGCCCCGACCCGUCCGAUCCCCACUUCCGCGUUCGCAUUCCAAAGGCAGAAUUGAUCGAAGUCGAGUUGCCCACACCUGUCCCACAAUCGAGCGAGCAGCAAUAGGUCCGAAUGAAGAACCCGACGACGCUUCGACAUUGAAACGAUUGUACUCGACAAGCACUGCUGUGUUGUUGAUUUCGCUAGGAUGGUCCCUUUGUGCCUUGGGGGAUCCCAAAGAAACGUUCUUCAUGCUGCAACUUGUUCGUCCCCUUCCAAAGGAGCGUAAGGAAUAUAACAAAACAUGAAGUACAACGACG
Aphanomyces invadans is the source of this 4721-nucleotide messenger RNA. RefSeq lists its product as hypothetical. Gene Ontology annotation, biological process: mitotic spindle organization; microtubule-based movement. NCBI's taxonomy places the organism in Eukaryota, Oomycota, Saprolegniomycetes, Saprolegniales, Verrucalvaceae. Gene Ontology annotation, molecular function: microtubule binding; microtubule motor activity; ATP binding. The transcript has 15 exons. Bases 784 to 4527 code for a protein of 1247 amino acids. The record is from RefSeq and is a predicted model, not a curated record.